Messenger RNA from Scatophagus argus, 5408 nucleotides. RefSeq names its product pituitary adenylate cyclase-activating polypeptide type I receptor-like. NCBI's taxonomy places the organism in Eukaryota, Metazoa, Chordata, Actinopteri, Scatophagidae. The record is from RefSeq and is a predicted model, not a curated record. The transcript is spliced from 15 exons. Gene Ontology annotation, molecular function: peptide hormone binding; G protein-coupled peptide receptor activity; vasoactive intestinal polypeptide receptor activity. The coding region runs from base 409 to 1959 and encodes 516 amino acids. Gene Ontology annotation, cellular component: plasma membrane; neuron projection. Gene Ontology annotation, biological process: cell surface receptor signaling pathway; adenylate cyclase-modulating G protein-coupled receptor signaling pathway.
AUGCGCGGUGCAUUCUUCUGUGGAGGGCGAAGCGAGCAGCCAUCCGCGGGGCAGCAGAAUCGCUCAGAAAUGAUCUGACAAAGAAAAAGAUCGGAAUUAAUUUCUGAAAAAGCAAAGCGUGUCGCAUUUGUGUCCCGGCGGGACAAAGUCCACCUCAGUCUGUCCGAAGUGGAAGUUGUGCUGCCUGGAGCCACCGGGGAGUCCUGAAGCUUCUCAGCCCCGGGAGGGUUUGGUUUGUCCCCUGCGGUGUGCGGAGCCUUUCACCAACCCGGGGGACCCACAGCGCGGGAGCUGCACCUGGAAAAUCUCCAUAAAAUGAUCCCAAGGUGAGCUGACUUCCUGCUGCGUUCGUCUGUCCAGCUGUAAGAGCUCGGUGUUCAGAGGAAACUCCUGACUGAGAAACCCAAAAUGUCUGCUGCUAACAUCAGAGCGCUGAUCCUCACCCUCCUCCUCCUCCUCUUCCCCUUGGUCGCGAGCCAACAGGUGCCCUCAAACUGUGUGAUCAAGAGGGAGCAGGAGAAAUGCAUGGAGAUGAUGGCGUCGGAUGAUCCUGGGAACGAUCCAGAGUUUGGCUGCCCGUGGAUGUGGGACAACCUGACCUGUUGGCAGCCUGCGAGGAUCGGAGAGGUGGUCGAAGUCAACUGUCCCGAACUCUUCUCUCAGUUCAUGAGUGAAGAAGACUACGAGCUGGGGAAGGUGAGCCGUAACUGCACCGAGUUCGGCUGGUCAGACACUUUCCCUCACUACAUCGACGCCUGUCUGUAUGAGGAGGGAAACAGCAGCCAUACGGACAUGUACUACGUGUCGGUGAAGGCUCUGUACACUGUGGGCUACAGCACCUCUUUGGUCUCGCUCACCAUGGCCAUGGUCAUCCUGUGCAGGUUCAGGAAGCUUCACUGUACCAGGAACUUCAUCCACAUGAACCUCUUCGUGUCGUUCAUCCUGAGGGCUAUUUCGGUGUUCAUCAAAGACGGCGUGCUGUACGCCAAAGAGGACAGCGAGCACUGCUUCAUACACACUCUGGAGUGUCGGGCAGUGAUGAUAUUCUUCCAUUACUGCGUUCUUUCCAACUACUUCUGGCUCUUCAUCGAGGGCUUGUACCUCUUCACCUUACUGGUGGAGACCUUCUUCCCCGAGAAGAGAUAUUUCUACUGGUACAUCAUCAUCGGCUGGGGAACCCCCACAGUGUGUGUGACCAUCUGGGCGGUGCUGAGGCUGCACUUUGAUGAUAUCGGGUGCUGGGACAUGAAUGACAAUGCUGCCAUCUGGUGGGUGAUCAAGGGACCCGUGCUGGCCUCCAUUAUGAUCAACUUUGUGCUCUUCAUUGGCAUCAUCAUCAUCCUUGUGCAGAAGUUACAGUCUCCAGAUAUCGGUGGAAAUGAAUCCAGCAUUUACCUGAGGUUGGCCCGCUCCACUCUGCUCCUGAUCCCUCUGUUUGGGAUCCACUACACUGUGUUUGCCUUCUCCCCUGAGAACGUCAGCAAGCGAGAGCGUCUGGUGUUCGAACUCGGCCUCGGAUCCUUCCAGGGCUUUGUGGUGGCCGUCCUCUACUGCUUCCUGAAUGGAGAGUAUAUCCCUCAAGGUGCAAUCGGAGAUCAAGAGGAAAUGGCGCAGCUGGACGGUGAACAGGUACUUUGCUGUGGACCUGAAGCAUCGGCAUCCUUCGCUGGCGAGCAGUGGGGUGAACGGGGGCACGCAGCUGUCCAUCCUCAGCAAGAGCAGCUCGCAGAUCCGCAUGUCCAGCCUGCAGGCCGAGACCCCGGCCACCUGAGCGGGGACGCCACGUCCGGCAACGACGGCGCCUCUGGACCUGACGCCGCCAAACCUGCCACCCCCACCCUCGUCCCGAUGACCAGCCUCACCAACCCGUUCCUCAACCCGUACCCCAACCCAUACCCAGACGAAACCAUGAUGGAAACCCAACUCAGCUCCAGCGACCCGGAACAGCCUCUAGUCUGACCUGCCUCACUCUGAAAUCUCUUCAUGUCCUCUGACCGGGUCCAGCUGGAACACAAACCUGUUCCCGAGUCGUCUUCAAAGGGCAUGAAUCUCACGUAUUCGUCAAACGUCUCGUUGGGCUGUAACCUGCGGGAGAAGCGCGGUCAUCUCUUUGUACAUAUCGUCUGAGUGUUUUAACGUGUCUGGUGCUACAGUAUUUGCUGCUGUUCAGCACAGAGGGACCAGAGAGCUCUGCAGUACCAUCAUUCCAGUCUGCCCGAGGACGUCCUCAACGUCAACCCUCAACAUUUAGUUAGAGUACACGCUGCGCUCCUCUUUGAGUACACGCUGCAUGAUGGCAAAUGCAGUAUUUAAUUUUUUUGACUGCCCAAACCCUGGACUGAAAUCCAUGACAUCUCAGUGUCUGCUGCUUUGAUCCUGACACAUCUGAAAUAUCUUAAAAGGGUAGUUUAGUUAAAUCUGUUGACAACAAUUUAAAAAGUGAAGGUUCACGCUCACGUCGGUGUUGUUAAUCGGAGCCGAAGAGGCUUCAUUCCUCGCAGCUCUUUGUGUGUGACCGUGUGUGAAAGCUCAGUGUUUUUUCCCACUAAUGGCACAAUCCCCUGUUUGUGAACUGUGACCCGUGUAAAACAACAUAAUGGCAGAUGAACAAUGUGGAGGAGAAGUUUCAUCUGCGUGUGAAAAGGCAGGUUUCACGAGAAGGACGUGUUUUCUGCUGUUGCGUGCGUGUGUGUGCGUGUGUGUGUGUGUGUGAAGACUCUGAGGGUCUUCUUCGGAUGUGUGCUCAGUGCUGAGGUUCACCGACUACGACCACAAACCUCCCCUUCGGAUCUCAGCACUGCAGAGUCCUGAGAAGAAGACGCCUCAGGAGGUCAGCCGUCAGUACAGAAAAUGUCAACGAAAAAGGACUCGAAUCAUGAGUUCAUCUGCAUGCAUGAAAUCGUAUUUAUUGUCCAUGUGAUUUUCUUUUUCUUCUUUAAGUUAAUUCAGUGUUCAAUUGGAUGUUAAAUUUCUCCUUUUUCUUCGCGAACUCUCAGAGUCUUGCCGGGCUGCCGUGGCGGCGGCGCUCUGUAACACUGACUCUCUUUUCACUUUCUUAAUGCUGAGACUCUUCAUCAGCCUCCUGCAGGAAGUUUCAACGUUGUACUGGUCCAGGUGAAGGUGUAGACCAUUGGAAACAUUCACUGUUCUUGGACUAAAUUUCCUAAUUUGUUUCUGAAAAAUGACCAUUUGGAAAAUCUGUUUUCAUUUUGAUUAACGAGGGGGAUUUUUUGUACCACCUUGCAGCAUCUCCGUCUUUCUGCAGUUACUGUCUCUGGUGGCAUUUGGUCUCUUUAUGCGUGAAAACAAGCACAUUGAGACGGAUGUCACCGUCGUAGAGGGGACUUUUAACUCUGGGUGAUUCUCUCAUUCCAAAGACGAAUUAAUCGACUCUUUGCUGAGGUUUUGCACGGCCGUAUCUGUUUGCAAAGGCUGACUUGGCCUUGCAGCUGAUGUCACAGCAGAUUUUUUCUUUGGUCCGACUCGACUAUCCUCUGAAUCCCGACGCUCGACUUUACGUUGUGUCUCCAAAAGUGCCUUUAAGCACAAAACAAAAAUAUUCUGACUUCUGUUGAUGAUUUAAAAUAAAAAAAGAGAUUUGUUUUUUGAUUUUAAAACGAAACUGCAAAGUAAAGAAAAGGGUUGAACAAAGUGCUUUUAUGAUGCUUAAGACUAAAUAAGCGUUUCAAACCUGGAGGCCUUCAAGCUGCUUCAACUCGUCUUUGCUGAAGAUGAGCAGAACGUACGACAGAUUGGCGUUUUGAAACAAGCGACUCGAUGUGUCGGCGCACACAAGAGCAAAGUAUUUUCUUCUUUUACUGACGCGUCCUUUGUUUUUCUCUCCAGCAGAAAAACUGAAAAAUACAGAAUUACAAAGAGUCUCAUGGAUCCAAACCGCAAAGAAUUUGAAAAUAUGAGACAAAUUUCAAUUUAAUGUGACUCGAAUGGCUCAUUUCUGCAAGGAGAGAAAUAACUCGGUCUGAAAGCGUCUUUAAAGACAAGCUUGAAGCGGGAAAAUGAGCAAAUUCUUUGAUAUUUGCUGGUUUCCGAAUACACGUUAUUUAUAACUGAUGACAAUAGAAGAGUACACCUGCUCAGUGUUGUACUGUGGUUAAAUGCUGAGUUUUUCUCCACACAAGUCACACACUGAACAUCAUUUUGGUGAUUUGCAGGUAAAAACAUGUCAGUACGGACUCCUGAGACUGACAAAAUGUAGUUAAAUAAUAAUGAGUGUAAAAAUCAACUAAUCACAAAUCAAAUUACUGAAAAAUUAAAAUCCUUUUGUCAGCUUAUUGGAAGUUUAAAGCAUCAAAGUAAUAAUAAUAUUUAUUGAUGAAUUCAGUUCAGUUUUUGACCUGACUGAUAUUUUUUUAAAACCCAGCAAACCCACCUUUCUAAUUUAUUGUUAUGUUUAUUUUUUUAAAUGUAGAUUUUUACAUUAUUUUAAGUGUUUCAAAGCCUCCACACUGCCAGGAAGAUUUUUUUUACAGCCUAAUUUUAAAUAUCAAACACCGUAUUUAAAAAUAUAAUAUAAUUAAAUUCUCAGAAACAACAGGAGAGCACGUCUUUGCUGUCGAGUUUAAAAUGAGAAGUGAAAAUCUUUAGAGGACGAUAGAGACAGAAAGGUUAGUCUUAACUUUGAGUCUUCGAGUACUCAUCUUGCAUGUGAAUCCCAUUUUUCUAUUGUGGAUCUGGUGAAAUAGUUUUGUUUUUUGUCUACACGGUGGUAUAACAUUUCUUCAAAAGUGUAUGUCAGACUCUGAAAUAUAGCAACAACUUUAUAAAAUGUCUUAUUAUUUCAAACUGUAAAUCCAGUGAGUCCACAUUCCCAGAAACGGUAAAGAUGACUCAACCUCAGUGUCCUCAGUGGAAGCUAAAACAUUCGACUCUGGCCAUCAGGCUUUUCAACCACAUUUUGUCCAGUUUUACUCCACGUCUGCACAUCUCUUGACCUGCAAAUGACCAAAUCCGUUAUUUCUGUGAGUCCAGAGAGAGAAAGAAGGGCUGACCGGAAACUGUACUGCCCUGUUGUUCUGCUGCUUGAAGAAAUAACAGUGCAGAUCCAGCAGCAGCCACAAGGGGGCCCUGUUCCAUCUUGUGAUGUUAGGAGGGGCAAAGGGCUGGACAAUCACCACCUCUUCUUCUCUGGUUCAGUCUGGCUUCAUUACAAACAUUAUGACAAUCUCACCUGGUCGUGUUUUGUUGAUGUGUUUAGAAAUGAUUUCCUCUAAGUGUUGAUGUGGGAAGUGGAGCCUUAUAUUGCCAGUACUAUGUUGAUGUCAAGCCAAGCUAUUAUGACCUGCUGCUGUGGUUUCACGUCCAGUGACAAGUGAAAGUGGAUGAAAGAGUUUUGCAGAAGCGGUAAGUUGGACUACAUCAACCCCUCACUUAUUGAAAAUUACCUCGAU